Messenger RNA from Synchiropus splendidus (mandarinfish), 2785 nucleotides. RefSeq names its product protein PALS2-like. The record is from RefSeq and is a predicted model, not a curated record. Gene Ontology annotation, molecular function: protein binding. The coding region runs from base 414 to 2141 and encodes 575 amino acids. Lineage: Eukaryota; Metazoa; Chordata; Actinopteri; Syngnathiformes; Callionymidae. The transcript has 13 exons. Gene Ontology annotation, cellular component: plasma membrane; cell-cell junction.
GUGUCUCAUAUCGUCUGGGUGACGGCGCGGUCCAGCCGCAUGCGUUUGUUUCCGCCGUGGCUCCGUUCGGCCUGAGCGCUGCGGUGGGUUGUGCGAGACAGACGCCGCGUCAGUGGGAGUCAACACUGGUGCUGCUCCGGGGGGGGGACGCUGCUCACGGUCCGCCUCAAUAGGGCGACCCAGCUCCGAUGUCGGGCGGAAUCCAGACUGGACCCACUGAGACUGCUCCGGACUUGGCGGACAAGAGGUCAAAUGAAGCCGUUGGGAUACAUCUUCAAGUCCUGCACUGAUGGUUUGAGCAUAAUUUUCAGUUCUGCGCGCGCAGCGACAGUGCCUGACUCUGCUCCUGGGCCUCAUCUUCUGCCGCAGCAGUGUCCGGCUCUUCAGGGCCGCUCCGUCCUCCGAGUGGAAACAUGACCGUUGCCAAUGCAAAGUCAGAUUCUGGUAUGCCUCGGGGAGCUCAUCAACAGCUGGGACCUGCAGCCACUUUUAGUGACGUUGCCUCCUCCUCAGCCAUGCAGCAGGUUCUGGACAACCUGAGAGAGCUCUCUCCAGGCUCUGCAGCCAAGGAAAUCGACCUGAUCUUCCUCAAGGGGAUCAUGGAGAGUCCCAUUGUCCAGUCCCUAGCCAAGGCCCACGAGCGCCUCGAGGAAGUGAAGCUGCAAGCUGUGAGCGAGGACAACAUGCAGCUGGUGACGGAGAUCCUGGAGUCGCUGACAGAAAAAGACGCCGCCUCAGAGGAGCUGAGGAAAAUCCUGCAGGAGCCUCAUUUCAGGUGUCUGAUCGAGGCCCACGAUAAAGUGGCUGCUAAGUGCUACGAAAUGCCUCAAGUGGAGGUGACCUGCAACAACGCGUUGACCAGCUCGCUCGUGCCGGCGGAUGCCAUCCGAGUGAUCGGCAUCAAAAAGAAGACUGGAGAACCUUUGGGGGUGACCUUCCGGGUGGAGCGCGGGGAGAUGGUGAUCGCGAGGAUCCUGCACGGCAGCUCCAUCGACAGGCAAGGCAUGCUGCACCCCGGCGACAUCAUCCGCGAGGUCAACGGUCAAGAGGUGGGCCGCGACCCCCACGGGCUGCAGGAGCUGCUGAAAAACUGCAGCGGGAGCAUCACGCUGAAGGUUCUGCCCAGCUACAGAGACGCACCUGCACCCCCACAGGUUUAUCUGAAGCCUCACUUCAACUACAACCCUGCCGCGGACAACCUGAUCCCCUGUAAGGAAGCUGGCCUGGCCUUCUCGAAGGGAGACAUCCUGCAUCUGGUCAACAAGGAGGACCCCAACUGGUGGCAGGCUCGUCAUGUGGUCGGUGGAGCCACCGGCCUGAUCCCCAGUCACUUUCUGGAGGAGAAGAGGAAAGCGUUUGUGAGGAAAGACUGGGACGUCUCUGGUUCAGGCCUGCUGUGCGGACCUCUCGCCGGGAGGAGGAGGAGGAGGAAGAAGAAGAAAAUGAUGUACCUCACUUCUAAGAAUGCAGAGUUUGACCGCUUCGAGCUGCAGAUCUACGAGGAGGUUGCCCGGAUGCCCCCCUUUCAGAGGAAAACUCUGGUUCUGAUCGGAGCUCAGGGCGUCGGCCGGAGGAGCCUGAAGAACCGGCUCAUCGUCAUGAACCCUCUGCGUUACGCUACCACUGUACCCUUCACGUCGCGCAGCCCCCGCGAAGAGGAGCGGGACGGACAGAGCUACUGCUUCGUGAGCCGCGCCCAGAUGGAGAAGGACAUUAAGGACAGCCGCUACCUGGAACACGGGGAGUACGACGGGAACCUUUACGGCACCAAGAUCGAUUCCAUCCAUGAGGUGGUGAACGCCGGCCGCACGUGCAUCCUGGACGUAAACCCUCAGGCUCUGAAAGUGUUGAAAACUGCUGACUUCGUGCCAUUCGUGGUGUUCAUCGCCGCUCCAGAACUGGACACGCUGAGAGCCAUGCACAAAGCUGUGGUGGACGCCGGACUCACCACCAAACUUCUCACGGAAGUGGACCUGAAGAAGACGGUGGACGAGAGCGCCAGGAUCCGUCGCGCGUACAGCCACUACUUCGACCUGACCAUCGUCAACGACAAUCUGGACAAGGCUUUUGACAAGCUGCAGGAUGCGGUGGAGCGGCUGUUCGUCGAGCCGCAGUGGGUGCCGGUCAGCUGGGUCUACUGACAUGGAGAAGCUCAACACUGUGCCGCACGUGACUGUGGGCCUGUGUAGACGCUGCAGUGGACCGACGGCGGUCUGCGACGGCACACUAUGCAACUCGCACAGGAAGUGUUCUUAUUUAUUGGCUGUUUUAGGGUUUGUUUGUUUUUUAAUACCGUCUUCUGACAGGAAGCAUGUCGGCGCCACCUCCACUUUACUUUGUAUGUGAGAAGAGUAUUUAUUCAGUGGAGACGAGCGCAAGCUCCUCGGUCAGGAUGAUACCUCAGUGUGUGAGUUUACAGUGUAUCCGCCUCUCGUCCGUGUUCGUCAACACAUGUGGUGGUGUCUUGGUGAGAGCCUGACCGAGAGGUCAGUCACGGCUUUCUGUUCAGUGUUCCCUCCACAUGUUUGUGUCAUCGACUGUCCCUAGAGUCAAUACGGUGCUGCGAUGAGUGAACUUUCCACACGACUCUUAACAGGGUCAGGCCACGUCUCAGAGAACCACCCCUCCUGGCGUGAGGUUACCAAGACUGUUCAAAAUCUUAAUAUUUACUUCCAAAGGUUUUAUUUUGCAAUAUCUCCGAAAAAAAAAGAUGUAUUUUCAGAUGUGAAAUAAAACGUGUUUUCUAUGGAUUCACAUUUGAGGGAUGGGAAAAGACUCGUGUCCU